AUGACGGAGCUGAAGCUAUCCGAAACCCGCGACCUGACGCGCAUAGAGCGCGUGGGAGCUCACUCUCACAUCCGCGGCCUUGGUCUCGACUCCUCAUUACAGCCACGCGAUGUCUCCGAAGGUAUGGUCGGCCAGAUCAACGCCCGGAAAAGCGCCGGCAUCAUUCUUCAAAUGAUAAAGGACGGAAUAAUCGCCGGACGCGCUGUUCUUCUCGCCGGACAACCCGGAACCGGCAAAACCGCCAUCGCCAUGGGGAUGGCGAAGUCUCUUGGCCUCGAAACGCCGUUUGCUAUGAUCGCCGGAAGCGAGCUCUUCUCGCUCGAGAUGUCGAAGACUGAAGCCCUAACACAAGCCUUCCGUAAAGCUAUCGGUGUUCGUAUCAAGGAAGAAACGGAGGUGAUUGAAGGUGAGGUUGUUGAGGUUCAGAUUGAUCGUCCGGCGGUUUCUGGUGCGGCUGCGAAGACAGGGAAGUUGACACUGAAGUCGACGGAGAUGGAAACUGUCUACGACCUUGGCGCGAAGAUGAUUGAGGCCAUUGGGAAGGAGAAGGUGACGAGCGGUGAUGUCAUUGCCAUUGAUAAGGCAUCAGGGAAGAUUACCAAGCUUGGUAGAUCGUUCUCGAGGUCGAGGGAUUUUGAUGCUAUGGGACCGCAGGUGAAGUUUGUGCAGUGUCCUGAUGGAGAGUUGCAGAAGAGGAAGGAGGUUGUUCAUUGUGUUACUCUUCAUGAGAUUGACGUUAUUAAUAGCAGUGGCGCCAUGGCUGCUAUGGCUGUUAUACACAGAGUUGUUAAUCCCGGAUAG
This is a messenger RNA of Vicia faba (fava bean), 801 nucleotides long. NCBI's taxonomy places the organism in Eukaryota, Viridiplantae, Streptophyta, Magnoliopsida, Fabales, Fabaceae. The record is from the annotation of a GenBank genome assembly.